AUGACUGGAGUAUUUGACAGUCUGGUGGCUGAUAUGCACUCGAGCCAGAUCACCGCCUCCAGCAGCUACCACCAGCACCACCACCAGCACGGCAGCACCAGCAGCGGCAGCAGCAACAGCAGCAGCAGCACCAGCAGUACCAGCCUUCACAAACCCCAGGAGUCCCCCACUUUACCCGUCUCCACGGCCACCGACAGCAGUUACUACACCAACCAGCAGCACGGAGCGGGAGGCGGCGGGGGCGGCGGGUCGCCCUACGCCCAGAUGGGUUCUUACCAGUACCACACCAGCGGCAUCAACACGGUCCCCUAUUCGGCCAAAGCCGGCUACGACCUGGGCUACUCGGCAGCCUACGGCUCCUACGGCCCCUACGGAACCAGCUCGUCUCCGCCCAACAACGAGCCCGAAAAAGAAGAUUGCGAGCCCGAAAUCAGGAUAGUCAACGGGAAACCAAAGAAAGUGAGGAAACCCCGGACGAUUUAUUCUAGUUUCCAGCUGGCAGCUCUGCAGAGGCGUUUCCAAAAGACCCAGUACCUGGCCCUGCCGGAGAGAGCGGAAUUAGCGGCGUCCCUAGGCCUCACUCAGACCCAGGUGAAAAUCUGGUUCCAGAACCGCCGAUCCAAGUUCAAGAAGAUGUGGAAAAGCGGCGAGAUCCCUUCGGACCAGCACCCGGGGGGCAGCGCCUCGCCAACGUGCGCCUCGCCCCCGGCCUCGGCCCCUGCCAACUGGGACUUCGUUCCGCAUCAACGGAUGGGCAGCGGCGGGACCGGGCCCGGGGCGGGGGCUGGGCCCGGGCCUGGGGCGGGGGGCGGCGGCAGCAGCUCGGGCUCCAGCCCCAGCAACGGGGCCGCCGCUGCCGCCGCCGCCGCCGCCUUCCUGGGCAACUACUCGUGGUACCACCAGGCCUCCAGCCCCGCCGCCCACCUCCAGGCCGCCACCCCCCUCCUGCAGCACGCCCAGCCCCAUCACCACCACCACCACCAUCACCAUCACCACCACGGCGGCGGCGGCGGAGGAGGAGCCGUCAGCGCCGGGACGAUUUUCUAAGACCAGAGAAAGAGGCGGGGAGGAUGGCCCCCUCCCCCCGUGCCCACCUCCACGACCACAACUUUCCUCCCCCCGUCCUUUCCCCGACCCGGCUCAACCUCCCCCCCGGGCCCCACUUUGACUGGGGGAGGACGGAUACUGGUGGUUUGAUGAAAA
Messenger RNA from Tachyglossus aculeatus (Australian echidna), 1203 nucleotides. RefSeq names its product distal-less homeobox 2 (gene DLX2). Lineage: Eukaryota; Metazoa; Chordata; Mammalia; Monotremata; Tachyglossidae. The transcript is spliced from 3 exons. The coding region runs from base 1 to 1047 and encodes 348 amino acids. Gene Ontology annotation, biological process: negative regulation of transcription by RNA polymerase II; cell differentiation; embryo development. The record is from RefSeq and is a predicted model, not a curated record. Gene Ontology annotation, molecular function: DNA-binding transcription factor activity, RNA polymerase II-specific; RNA polymerase II cis-regulatory region sequence-specific DNA binding.